Molecule: messenger RNA, 374 nt
Organism: Pterocles gutturalis (yellow-throated sandgrouse)
Lineage: Eukaryota; Metazoa; Chordata; Aves; Pterocliformes; Pteroclidae
Gene: UBE2H
Product: ubiquitin-conjugating enzyme E2H
Exons: 5
Biological process (GO): protein polyubiquitination; ubiquitin-dependent protein catabolic process
Cellular component (GO): nucleus
Molecular function (GO): ubiquitin conjugating enzyme activity
Source: RefSeq, a predicted model, not a curated record
UAUUGAGAGCAAACAUGAAGUCACAAUCUUAGGAGGACUCAAUGAAUUUGUUGUGAAGUUUUAUGGACCACAAGGAACACCAUAUGAAGGUGGAGUAUGGAAAGUUAGAGUCGACCUUCCUGAUAAAUACCCUUUCAAAUCCCCGUCUAUAGGAUUCAUGAAUAAAAUUUUCCAUCCCAACAUUGACGAAGCGUCAGGAACUGUAUGUCUAGAUGUAAUCAAUCAAACUUGGACAGCUCUCUACGAUCUCACCAAUAUAUUUGAAUCGUUCCUGCCCCAGCUGCUGGCGUAUCCAAACCCUAUAGAUCCUCUAAAUGGCGACGCUGCAGCCAUGUACCUCCACCGACCAGAAGAGUACAAACAGAAAAUUAAAG